UGGCAGAAGUGGCAGUCGUCCUAAAUUAGGAAGAAACUUCCAACGCAAGUUUCCCUGAGAAAAAUGGGCACCAAGGGCAAAAUUAUUAAAUGCAAAGCAGCUGUUGCCUGGGAAGCAGGCAAGCCCCUCUGCAUUGAAGAGGUAGAGGUAGCUCCCCCCAAGGCUCACGAAAUUCGCAUUCGGAUCAUUGCCACUGCCUUGUGCCACACUGAUGCCCACGUUAUCAAUCCUAAAUUUAAGGAGGCUUUUUUCCCAGUGAUCCCUGGCCAUGAGGGUGCAGGAAUUGUGGAAAGUAUUGGGCCAGGAGUGACCAAUGUCAAACCAGGUGACAAAGUAAUUCCACUCUACACACCUCAAUGUAGAAAAUGCAAGUUCUGCCUGAGUCCACUUACAAAUAUUUGUGAAAAACUCAGUCAAGUUAAACAUCCUAUUGCUGAUCAAGAACUAAUGGAAGACAAAACCAGCAGAUUUACCUGCAAAGGAAAACCAAUUUACCAUUUCAUGGGAAUCAGUACAUUCUCUCAGUACACUGUGGUGUCAGAUAUUAAUCUUGCCAAAAUAGAUGAUGAUGCAAAUUUAGAGAGAGUUUGUUUGAUUGGAUGUGGGUUUUCAACUGGCUAUGGCGCUGCAAUCAACACUGCCAAGGUCACCCCCGGUUCUACUUGUGCUAUUUUUGGACUCGGAGGUGUAGGUCUUUCUGCUGUGAUGGGUUGUAAGAUAGCAGGAGCUUCCAGAAUCAUAGCUAUUGACAUCAACAGUGAGAAAUUUACAAAGGCCAAAGCCCUGGGAGCCACUGACUGCCUCAAUCCUAGAGACUUAGAUAAACCCAUCCAGGAGGUCAUCAUUGAAUUGACCAAUGGAGGUGUGGAUUUUGCCCUUGACUGUGCAGGCGGACCUGAAACCAUGAAAGCAACCCUGGACUGCACAACAGUAGGUUGGGGAUCAUGUACUUUCAUUGGAGUGGCCCCUGGUGACAACGGAUUGAAUAUUUCUCCAGAGACGCUAAUAAUGGGCCGUACUAUAAAUGGAUCAUACUUUGGUGGUUGGAAAAGUAUAGAUUCUGUCCCAAAGCUGGUUACUGACUACAAAAAUAAGAAAUUCGAUCUGGAUGCAUUGGUGACCCAUACCCUGCCUUUUGACAAAAUCAAUGAGGCAUUUGACCUAAUGAACCAAGGAAAAAGCAUCCGAACAAUCCUGAUCUUUUGAAGAUGCCAGGAGCAAUUUGGAAUACUGUCUGAUUGAAUCUGAACCUGUCUGGUUAAUUUAUUACUUGAUACAAUGAACCAAGGAAAGCUAUGAGUUUGAACAAAUAUUUAUGGUUAAUGUCUCAACAUAAAAUAACUAUAAGUAUAACAGCAUUUGAACCCAUAAAAUAUAUUAAUAUUUCCUAUGUUAAAUAACUGUGAUAAUUGAAGUGUUUGUGAAUUGAAUCAUAUGAUGUUUAGGAAUUGUUCAAAACUAGUUCUGGGGAGGUGGGAGUGGUGAAUGAAGAGAUAAUAUUUAAACUAGAUUGGCCA
Galeopterus variegatus (Sunda flying lemur) is the source of this 1517-nucleotide messenger RNA. RefSeq names its product alcohol dehydrogenase 4 (class II), pi polypeptide (gene ADH4). The record is from RefSeq and is a predicted model, not a curated record. Gene Ontology annotation, cellular component: cytosol. The transcript is spliced from 9 exons. Gene Ontology annotation, molecular function: S-(hydroxymethyl)glutathione dehydrogenase [NAD(P)+] activity; zinc ion binding. Gene Ontology annotation, biological process: formaldehyde catabolic process. NCBI's taxonomy places the organism in Eukaryota, Metazoa, Chordata, Mammalia, Dermoptera, Cynocephalidae. Bases 64 to 1206 code for a protein of 380 amino acids.